Messenger RNA from Vicugna pacos (alpaca), 2852 nucleotides. Lineage: Eukaryota; Metazoa; Chordata; Mammalia; Artiodactyla; Camelidae. The record is from RefSeq and is a predicted model, not a curated record.
CUUGUCUUACACGAGAUGGAGGGAGAGGUCAGAGGUGAGGGGGAGACACGUGAGCUGUUGGGGAGAGAACAAGCAGCGCUGGGGACGAGACGGUGCUGCCGCGCUUCUGCAGAGUUAGGAAGAGGGAUCGGGGCUGGAGCGGGAACGAGGCCCCUCUCACCUCCUGCCUUCUCCCCUGCAGGUGUGGGCAAGAGCAGCUUACUGUUACGUUUUGCAGACAACACUUUCUCAGGCAGUUACAUCACCACAAUCGGAGUGGAUUUCAAGAUUCGGACUGUGGAGAUCAACGGGGAGAAAGUGAAGCUGCAGAUCUGGGACACAGCUGGGCAGGAGCGCUUCCGCACCAUCACCUCCACGUAUUACCGGGGGACCCACGGGGUAAUCGUGGUUUAUGACGUCACCAGUGCCGAGUCAUUUGUCAACGUCAAGCGGUGGCUUCACGAAAUUAACCAGAACUGUGAUGAUGUAUGCCGGAUACUAGUGGGGAAUAAGAAUGACGACCCCGAGCGGAAGGUGGUGGAGACAGAAGACGCCUACAAGUUCGCCGGGCAGAUGGGGAUCCAGUUAUUUGAGACCAGCGCCAAGGAGAAUGUCAACGUGGAGGAGAUGUUCAACUGCAUCACAGAGCUGGUCCUCCGAGCAAAGAAGGACAACUUAGCGAAACAGCAGCAGCAGCAACAGAACGAUGUGGUGAAGCUCACGAAGAAUAGUAAACGAAAGAAACGCUGCUGCUAAUGCCCCAGCCCACUGCAGAGACUGCCCUGCGGCUGCUCCCCCGGCCCAGGCCGCCGGGCUCCUCUCCUCGGGGGACAGUCUCAGUUUCGUGCCGUUAUUUAAAGAAUUCUCUCCACGUUUUUGUACCGGGAGGCUCCAUCGACACUUCCUCCCCUCCCUCCUCGAGUGCCAAGAAGGUGUCGGACGACCUGCCCUGCCCUUCUGGUGCCCCUGCCCCCGGCCAAGGCGCCUGGGCCCGGCGAGGACGCUGCCAGCCAAGUGGACUGAUUAACCGGAGUUUGUACAUAAUGUAUAUGCUUUAACCAGCGCAUCACCCUCGUCCUGCUCUGGCUUCUGCCUCCUUAAUGCCAGCCUGCUGCGACACCCUCCGCCCCCCGCCCCAUCUUACUGCCAGCAGCUUCCUGAGGAGACAGGAUCGCGUUCUAGACACACGUUUUUUUGCCAACCUGGGCUGGUGGAGGGGCUCCGCGUGACUCGUUCUCUCCUGCAGGUUGUCGGCGGCUGUGCCUGGCACGGAGGGGCUCACCCCUGUCUGGGGCCUGUGCCGUCUGUUCCCAGCUCCUCUCCCUCCCCACCCCGUCCCCGUCACCACUCUGGCAGCUGGGGAAACCCGGCCUUGAGGUGGGCCUGGGGGUCCCCAUCAAAGGCCCAGCCCUUCGGGUCCACAGAAGGAGUCACUCCUGCCCUUUGGCCAACAGAUUUCUUGUCCUGACUUCUAGAUGACUAUGAGCUACACACCCAGGAGAGCUGUGGCGUCUAAUUUAUAUACCAACCUGUUUCGGUUGCGACAGAAAGGUAGGGCUGUUUGUGCAGGGAUGGGCUUGCAGGGGGACUCAGGAGCAUUAUUUUAACAGAUAAAAAAAAAAUGAAGCCAAAUCAAAUGAAUUAAGUUCCUUAUAAUUUUUUUCUCUUCCUGAGGUUUGGUUGGCCCAGCGGUAAAAGCUGUGGCCUCCCCACUUUGGGUCCAGUGUUUUUAAAAAAAAAAAGCGAAUGGCUGCCUGUCGUGGAGCUGGGCUCCUGGCUGAGCAGCUCUGGGUGGGAGAGGAGGGGCCUCCCGCUGAGUCCUGGGUCUCUGAUGCAGCACCUGUAAGUGUGGGGAGUGGGCGCUGGGGCGGCUGGGCCGUGAGGAUGAAGCCUCUGAGCUGGACGCAGGCAGCCUUGGAUCGCUGACAGGACUGUUUCCGUACAAGGGUAGCAUGAGGAUUUCUUCAUGGGUGGGAAGGAAGGCUGCUGGGUGGGGCUGGGAGCCUCCACCCACCCUGGUGCCCUAGAGGAACCAGGGUCCCCUGCAUCUGAUUACUGUCACCCCCACCCCCUCGGGACACUUCAUUCACCUUCCCCUAAAAGGAUCACGUAACCUGGGAAUAAUUUAUUUCAACACCACGAGGUGUUUUAUUAAUUUCCUCUCCUACACGAUUUUCCAGGUCAAGCCCUGAUUGGACAAUCACAUCACAGAUCUCACUGCAGAUUUUCCAUGUUAGUGUUGAUGGAUUUUUAAUCAGUAAAAACUGGGGGUUUCUUCUGACCUGUCUCUCCACUUCCCCAAACUGCCAAAAAAGCCCAUGGUUCUGUGUGACAGGCCUUCACUUUGGAGCUGCGGGAUGAGGUGAGGGAGCUCUAGGCCUGGGAAGACGGUGCUGUGGGGGCCCCAUCUGGUUGGGGGGCCGGGAGCCCCAUGUGGUAUUGGUCCUCAGGACCACCCUGGCGGGUCCUGUGGGGGAUGUGCAGAGUUCAGGCUUCUGGGUGGGCUGUGUACUCAGCUCUGAGCACUCAGGUGACACUGGCGUGGCAGUGCUUGCAGAUGACAGCAAUAAGAGGAGGGGGUUCUGGAACCUUCCAGCCCAAGCUAGAAGUCACUGGCUUCUGGCAACUGGGAAUCCAGACCGAGGUGGUGGGCUGAUUUGGUGAUGACUGUGCCUGUCCCACUGAGUGUCACAUGCAUGAAGGGGGGUGGGGGUGGGGGAUUCAGGGCUGGACUGGUGUCCUGGUGGACCUGAUGUGAAAUUCCUGUCGAACAACAAAACUUUUAAAUGGUUUGCUAGGAUUAUUUCUGUAUUGAAAGUUUCUAAUUAUGCUUUUUAAAAAAAAUACUAAAAAUAAAGGUUCAAGCUGCCAAA